Messenger RNA from Humulus lupulus (European hop), 2622 nucleotides. Its product is annotated as F-box/LRR-repeat protein 3. Gene Ontology annotation, cellular component: SCF ubiquitin ligase complex. Gene Ontology annotation, molecular function: protein binding. The record is from RefSeq and is a predicted model, not a curated record. NCBI's taxonomy places the organism in Eukaryota, Viridiplantae, Streptophyta, Magnoliopsida, Rosales, Cannabaceae. The coding region runs from base 228 to 2252 and encodes 674 amino acids. The transcript has 8 exons. Gene Ontology annotation, biological process: SCF-dependent proteasomal ubiquitin-dependent protein catabolic process.
CCGAACUUUCAAAGGAUAAAAAUGUAAUUUCAAGUCUCCUUCUUCCUCACUCCGUCUCCAACUAUCUAACCACCAAAACCAGACAAUAUUUUCUCAACGGUUUCUUCAAAUCAUUUUAUUUUUUACAUUAAAAAAAACUAGUUUCAGAAAUAAAAUCUGAGUCUUCAUCUUCAUCUUCUUUUCAUUCACCUAUAAAAGACAAUUUAGGUCUCAAAACAGUUCUGGUCAUGGAAUCAAUGGAGCUCCCAGCUAUGAAGAAGACAAGAACAGAAGAAAGCUUGACCAACUUCUUUGAUCUUCUCUCUGAGGAACUCGUUUUCCUAAUCCUUGACUUCCUUAACCAAAACCCAUUUGACCGAAAAUCAUUCUCUCUCGUCUGUAAGUAUUUCUACUCUGUCGAAGCCAAACACCGCAAGACCCUCAAGCCACUGCGAUCCAAACACCUCACUUCUGUUCUCUCCCGAUACCCGAACUUGACCCACAUCGAUCUCACGCUCUGCCCUAGAGUCGCUGAUACCUCGUUAGCCGAAAUCUCCAAUGCAUGCAAGCCGAAUCUCAGGUCCAUCGAUCUUUCCAGGUCGAGGUUUUUCUCCGGAGCUGGGUUGCUAAAUUUGGUUCUGAGUUGCGAGAAUUUGGUGGAGAUUGAUCUUUCUAAUGUGACUGAGCUGAGGGAUUCGGGGGCGGCGGCGGUGGCGCAGGCCAAGAAUUUGGAGAGGUUGUGGUUGGCGAGGUGUAAGCUGAUUACGGAUUUGGGGGUUGGGUGUAUCGCUGUUGGGUGUAGGAAGCUUAAGUUGAUUAGCUUGAAAUGGUGUGUUGGGGUUGGGGACUUUGGGGUGGGAUUGAUUGCUGUUAAGUGCAAAGAAAUUCGUAGUUUGGAUCUCUCCUUCUUGCCGAUCACCGAUGAAUGCUUACCGUCGAUCUUGAAAUUACAAUAUCUUGAAGAUUUGGUUCUAGAAGGAUGCUUUGGUAUUGAUGACAGCAGUCUUGAGGUUCUCAAAUGUAGCUGCAAGUCGUUAAAGAAACUCGAUAUGUCAAGCUGCCAGAACAUUACUCAUGUUGGGUUAUCUUCUCUUAUGAGUGUUGCUGGCGAAAAUCUUGAGGAACUCACCUUAUCAUAUGUCUCUCCUGUGACUCAUGUUCUUGCCGAUAGUUUAAGAAAGCUUCCCAUGUUGCAAUCAGUUAAAUUGGAUGGCUGUCGAGUUACUUGUGCUGGACUGAAAGCCAUUGGAAAUUGGUGUGUGUCUUUGAGGGAGUUGAGCUUAAGUAAAUGUUCAGAUGUGACUGAUGAUGGUCUUUCCUCUCUUGUUAUCAAACACAGAGAUUUGCAGAAGCUGGAUAUUACUUGUUGCCGCAGAAUCACUUAUGUGUCUAUUGCCCACAUUACAAAUUCAUGCUCUGCUCUCACUUCUCUCAAGAUGGAGUCAUGUGCCCUUGUUUCUAGAGAAGCAUUUGUUUUGAUUGGACAGCGAUGUCAUUUCUUGGAGGAGCUUGACCUAACAGAUAACGAAAUUGAUGAUGAAGGUUUGAAAUCAAUCUCUAGAUGCUCCAAACUCUCAAGCUUAAAACUUGGAAUUUGUUUAGACAUAACUGAUAAGGGAGUUGCACAUGUUGGUUUUUCUUGCUCUAAACUCAAUGAGCUCGAUCUAUACAGGUGCACAAAUAUUACGGAUACUGGCAUUUCAGCUAUUGCCCGUGGUUGCCCUGACCUUGAGAUGAUUAAUAUAGCCUAUUGUAAAGACAUCAGUGAUGAUUCAUUAAUAUCAUUGUCGAAAUGCUCAAGGUUAAACACAUUUGAAAGUCGAGGCUGCCCACUCAUUACAUCUUCAGGCUUAGCAGCUAUUGCUAUGAAAUGCAAGCAGCUUGUCAAGCUAGACAUAAAGAAGUGCUCCAACAUUGAUGACGCCGGGAUGAUUUCUCUGGCUUACAAUUCCCAGAAUCUAAGACAGAUUAAUUUGUCGUAUACAGCAGUGACAGAUGCGGGACUUGUAACUCUUGCCAGCAUUAGUUGCCUACAGAGCUUCACCAUUUUGCAUUUGGAUGGCUUGACUCCCUGUGGAAUCGCCACUGCCUUGUUGGCAUGUGAAGGCCUAACAAAAGUAAAGCUCCAAGCAUCCUUUAAAUCAUUGCUACCACAACCUCUUCUCAGACAUUUAGAAGGUCGAGGAUGUGCGAUUCAGUGGAGAGAUAAAGUUUUACAGGCUGAGUUAGAUCCACAGUGUUGGAAGCUAAAGUUAGAAGACAUCAUGUACUAAAGGCAUCUUUCUGCAUGUUCUUGAAGCUGAGAUGCUUAUGAGUUUUCGUGCUGAUUGUUGUAAACAGCUGCGAGAGGCAAUGAAGUAACCGCCACCUCGUGGUUCCAUGGUUUGAUAGCUAGACAACAAAUGUGGCAAAGAAGUAACAGCAGCCUCGCCAUGGCCAUGGUUCGAUGUUGACAACUAGACAACAAAUGUGUUCCAGUGAGAAGAGCCGUGGGGACAUUUUUUUCUUCUUUCCCUUUUCCAAGCCACAACACAUGAUGAACUUUAAUUAUGAGACGAAUUCUAGUUUAGAUCAUUGGAAUUAGUUGUCAAUUUUGUAAAUAUAGUACUAAUAGACAUUGUAUAUAAAUGUAUACUUUUUUUA